UCGGCGCAUUGCUUUCAUCUCUACCAUACACAAGUGUUAUUGGCACAAUUUAUGUUGUGUGUUUGAAGCAUAAGAACGACAUGAUACAUUACUGAGGCACAUUGACUCGGGAAGCUACACAGAAUCGACCUACGUCUUUUGAACAUAAAAGUAACACAAGAAUUCAGUAUUCUCGUACAAAAGCGCAAUUGGAAGAAUUAGGAGUAAUUGUAAAGGACGAUACAAAAAGAGAAAGUUUAAAAUUGUUUGAAUAUUCUUAUUAGGAUUUAGAAAUCAAGAUGUUGACAUCGUCGGCAUCUCAGUACUUACACCCGGACUAUCUACAACCCCUACCAACAACGUUGGAUGCUAAGAAAAGUCCCCUAGCGUUGUUGGCUCAAACAUGCAGCAGUAUAGGGAAAGACUCUCCAAGCUCCAAGAACAUAAUUCCACCAUUAGAAAAGAAAGACAGAAAAAGUAGUUCACCAGAAGCUAAAAAUGACGACAAAAGAUCAAGUUCUGCAGACAGAAAAAGCCCAAAAUCUCCUAAACCUGGUUUCCGAAGUAUUCCACCUAAAGAUAUCCCUCCACUGGUCCCCAUCAGUAGAAGUAGUUCCAGCUCCCCUGCUAGUACAAGUGACAAACACCCUAGUAGCGAAUCUACUAGUACAACAAGCGUUAUUCACCAUCCAGUGACAGUUCCAGCACCUACAUCUGGUCACCAUAGUAACAGCAGCAUCAGUUUGAGCUGCGGAAGUAUGCGUCUCGAAGUUAACCACCACGAGGCUGCGUCCAGCAGUGGUGCAUCAAAGUCAUCAACCAGUGAAAGUAGUUCAAGCCAUAGUGCGCAUAGUGGUACCCCACUCAAGCCUUCCACCCACCCAUACCCAGGCUCUGUUCCCAGUUUAUACAGUCAUCCAUAUGGACAUAAAUCAGCUCUAGAAGCAGCAGCUGCUGCGUAUCAAGGACUCCCGAGUGCCCAUGGUCUAGGACUACCUAAAUUUGCACCAGGAGCCCAUCCCCAAACAGCAGGACUUUCACCCUAUGUGGCUUACGCUAGUGUAAAAACUGCCACCGGGGCAACAACUCUUGUUCCAAUCUGUAGAGAUCCAUAUUGCACGAACUGCCAGGUGACCAUGCAGAACGCUCAACUCACCCCAUCAGCAGCAUGUGGGGCUGGCUGUACUCAAUGUAACCACGAGAAAUCUGUAUCGGGAUUACCAAGCGUUUCAUCGAGUAAUUUAGGACUUGGACUACCAUCGGCAUCUUCUAUGAGCUUACCAGUGUUACCACUGGGGGCUGGGGCGUACAGUUUAGCUGGGGCGGCAUCACUUGCGGGAUCGAGUCUCCCGGGACUAUACCCUCAUAAUCUCAGCCUUUUAGCUGCCCAUGGACACCCUCCAAUGCCGUCAGGGGGAUAUGUAUGUAAUUGGAUGGCAGGCGCUGAAUAUUGUGGCAAAAGAUUUGGAACAUCAGAAGAAUUGCUUCAACAUUUACGGACUCAUACAUCUGCCAGUGAAUCGGCAUUGAACAGUCUUGCCUUAGCGGGCAUGCACGGUGGUCUCUCAUCUGCGUCAGCUCUAAGUGCUGCGUGUCAUUCACAUUACUCCACGCCAGGAGCACCUUUAAGUCCGAACACUUUAAGAAGAUUGUACCCAACAAGUCUAAGUCCAAACAGUGCGCUGGCAGCAGCCAGGUACCAUCCAUACAAGAGUGCACUCCCGGCUGUUCCUCCUCAAGGACUCCCUCUUCCAGGGGUCGGUACAUAUUAUUCACCGUACGCUUUGUACGGCCAAAGGUUGGGGGCAGUCGCACCCUGACUAUAGGGACAUGAUAUUUAGUUUGUAUAUAGUGUACAGUAAGAGAUAAUGUUUAUUAGUGUGUGUAUAUUGGAUUGUUAGUGUUAAUAUUGUACAUAAUCUGAACAAAGUUCGGUUAUAAAACUAAUAUAUAAAUAUAUAUGUAUACUUCAGUUGCCAAGCAUCAACGUUUGUCAUAUACGUUUUGUAUUCCGUAUUAAAUAUGGUAGAUACGAGAUCAAAAAGUGGAUUAGCGAUUAUGCCAAUUGUCAUUUACUUGGUCAGAAUGAUGUUUAAGCCUUCAGUUUUGACAAGGCUCCUAGUGAGUUCACUCUUUAUAAACAUUGGAAGUAAGAUAACAGAGUAAAAUCACACUGGGAAAACACAGUUAAAUUGACAUAAGGGAUAAUAUGCCCAGAUCUCAAAGUGGGGGAUCCCGUCAUUUACUUUAAUUACAAUGGAUAGUAUUAUGGGAUUCAAUUCGUAAAGAUAAAUGUGCAAUACUAUUUUGGAACCAGUUCAUCAAAUCAUCAAUUUGUUAAGUCUAUCCGUUGGUCACGUGACAGAGUAGUAUUAACUGUCAAUAUCAACAUUUACUUCUUUGUUCAAUUUAAUAUUGAAGUCAUAAAACGUGCCGAUAUUAUUGCGAAAGGCAAUUUUUAAUCAAAUGCGUCAAGUUCCAUUAUUUCCAGCCCUUUACUUUGAACUAGUCAUUUUUCAUCGUUGAAGAGUAAGAGAGGAUGUAACCCGUUUGAUCACUACAUUCCCUGUUGAGAUUGAUUUAUUGCAGUGCUUCUAAUUCAUUUACUUCAUUUUGAUGUGAAUGCUACUCCAAACUGAAAAGCCUUGCUUCCUAUAGAUUCAUGCAAUAUAUUAUCAUCACCUGACACUUUGGUCUCGUAUCAAAUGGCUGCAUGUUACACAUUAUGUUCAUUAAGAUUUAUUAAUAUCCUACACGAUCCUAAAAUAUAUCAUGUAGAUAUCGAUAUGGAAGGCUUUCAAGAGGAGCACUUCAGAGAGAACUGGAGUUUCUUGUUAUGUUACUGUUAUAGAUUAUGUUCUUUAUUUGAUCUUUAAGAUAGGAAUCUACUUUAUCAAUUAGGCCUUGGCAACUGGUAUAUGGAGUAUCGUCAUACACCAAAUGUAGAUUUUCUUUUAUUGUAUAUAUUGAAAAUGAAACUGCAGAGUUGAUAUGAAAAUUAAAUUACGUUACUAACUAGA
Molecule: messenger RNA, 2999 nt
Organism: Owenia fusiformis
Lineage: Eukaryota; Metazoa; Annelida; Polychaeta; Sabellida; Oweniidae
Source: the annotation of a GenBank genome assembly